Patiria miniata (bat star) is the source of this 9868-nucleotide messenger RNA. RefSeq names its product phenolphthiocerol/phthiocerol polyketide synthase subunit C-like. Bases 331 to 8163 code for a protein of 2610 amino acids. Lineage: Eukaryota; Metazoa; Echinodermata; Asteroidea; Valvatida; Asterinidae. Gene Ontology annotation, molecular function: fatty acid synthase activity; 3-oxoacyl-[acyl-carrier-protein] synthase activity. The transcript is spliced from 5 exons. The record is from RefSeq and is a predicted model, not a curated record. Gene Ontology annotation, biological process: fatty acid biosynthetic process.
UUGGGGGCCGCGGUUGCGCAGACGUGGACUCACGGGGAAGGAAAACAAGUACAAAUACACCGGUAGUCGAGUUGGAACUUCAAGUCGGUCGCAGAACUCGACAGGGUGAACGUCGUAUGAUCGCGACGCGACAACUCGGAAACUGCACCGCGGAGAAAUCUUAAACCAAUAGGACAUCAGUUUCCAUUCUGGAAGACGCUCAGCUUUUCAACAAGUUCUUUUAAAGAAGACUUGUUAAAUGGAACUUGUCAACGUCACAUCACUAGUCUUCUCUGACUAAAUCAGCUGUUAAACAGGUUAUUAUUCCCCCGACAUUUGUAGGACACUUAGAUGGAGGCUGCAAGCAAUACUAGUUUCAGUAAGAAACCAAGACACAUGCGCCGUUCCUUCAAGAUGCGUCGCUCCGACAAGUUAGCUGGUCAUCAGACCGACCAGGACGCCUUCCUCAAGCAAGGCCGGCGAACAGCCGCUUUCGUCGGCCACGAUGAUCCAAGCAUGCCCAUCGACCGUAAAGUGGCUAUCGUCGGUAUCGGCUGCCGGUACGCCAACGGCAUCGACUGUGCCAAGAAGUUCUGGGAGGUGUUGGCCAAGGGGCUGGACUGCACGGUGCCUCCACCGCCAGACCGCUUCGACGCCUCGUUCUUCCUGUACCCCGGCAAGAAGCUACCAGGAAAGAUGUUCAACAAGUGCGCUGGCUACCUGACACAGAACCCAGAGUUUUUCGAUAGACAAUUUUUCAAGAUCUCGCCAGAGGAGGCCAAUCAGCUGGAUCCCCAGGUGCGCCUGAUGCUGGAGGUAGUCUGGGAGAGUUUUGAAGAUGCGGGCAUCCCAGUGUCUACCGUCCACGGAUCCAAGACUGGCGUCUACGUGGGUGUCACGGCUAGCGAGUAUGGAAUCCUGGUGGCCAUGCCCAACGAGAACAUUAACCAGUACACUAACUCGGGCACCAACUCCUGCAUGGCAGCUAAUCGGAUCUCCUACGAGUUUGAUCUACGUGGGCCGAGUUUCGUCAUUGACACGGCCUGCUCGUCCUCCUUGUACGCCAUACACACAGCCUGCGAGGCAAUCCGUAAUGGGGACUGUGACAUGGCUGUGGCAGGUGGGGUCAAUAUCUCCUUGCUCCCGGUGACAAGCAUCGGAUUUUGCCAAGCAGGAAUGCUGUCCCCCGACGGCAAGAGCAAGAGUUUUGACCGCUCGGCCGAUGGGUAUGCUCGGGGUGAAGGAGCAGGGUCCGUUAUACUAAAACCACUGCGACGGGCACUGGAGGAUGGGGACAGAAUCUACGCAGUGAUGCGAGGAGGAGCUCUGCAUAACGAUGGAAGGACCCCGGGCAUCGCUAACCCAAGUUUUGAUGCCCAGGUUUCCCUUGCGGAGAUCGCAUACAAACAUGCUUAUACAGAUCCCGAGGAUGUGGCUUAUGUGGAGGCUCACGGGACCGGCACUCAGAUUGGAGACAGGACGGAGGCUAACGCGCUGGGUGAAGCAAUGAGUAUGAAUCGAAAGCCGGAUCACCCACCUCUGUACAUCGGCUCCGUCAAGUCCAACAUCGGCCAUUCCGAGGGCGCCGCUGGAGUAGCUGGCAUCAUCAAAACCACUUUGAGUCUGUACCACGGGCAGAUUCCUAAAGUGGUCCACUUCAGACAGGGGAACGAAAGCGUAGACUUUGAGGCACUAAACGUGCGCGUACCUGCAGAGCUCACCCGCUGGCCAAAGGGAGCCAAGAAACUGGCAGGAUGCAGCUCCUUCGGCUUCGGUGGAGCAAACGCUCACCUCGUCUUGGAAGGAGCUCCUCAGCCACCUCAGAGAGGGGAAAGAGGAUCGACCACGUCCACCACGCAAUCUCAAGUGCAGCCGGAACGAGAGGUGAUCGUCCCUAUGAUUCUCUUCCUGUCUGCCGCCAGUAAAGACGCUCUGAGGCAGCGGAUGCGAGACUGGAUCAGCUAUCUUAACGACGUGAUUGGGAACGACUCUCGGGCUUUCAGCAAUGCCCUGUGCACGGCAGCGGUGCGGGCCACUCACCACCAGUAUCGGUUGGGUGUGAUCGCUCGCACGGCACGGGAGGCCGCCGAGCAGAUUCGUCUGAAGGUUGAACACGACCCACGGGUAGCGUACAAUGUGAUCGAGGGUAAGACACCAGAAGGCAACAAUAGUCAUCGACUGGUGUUUAUCUUUAGUGGAAUGGGAACGCAGUGGUGGGGAAUGGCCAGGCAGCUGAUGGACGAAGAACCGCAGUUCAAAAGUGUCAUCAGGAGGAUUGACAAGAUACUGAACAAGUGCGGUGCUAAGUGGUCUCUACUUCACAUGCUGACCAAAGAAACAGACCGGGAUAAAAUCAACCAAACAGAAUUUGCUCAGCCGUGCAUCUGCGCCGUUCAGAUUGCCCUGGCCGAAUUAUACCGCAUGCGUGGAGUGACCCCAGAUGCUAUCAUCGGCCACAGUGUCGGAGAAGUAGCAGCUGCCUAUGCUGCAGCGCUCCUCUCAUUGGAGGAUGCUAUGAGGAUCAUUUACAUACGCGGGAGGCAACUGCGCAAGACAAGUGGCCUGGGAGCCAUGGUAGCGGUGCUACAUGCCGUGGAGGAGAUACAGGCCAGGCUUGAGAACAGCGAGUAUGUUAGCGUCAUUGACAUCGCCACCAUCAAUAGCCCAACACAGGUCGUGCUGUCUGGAGAUAGUGAGUCGGUUCUUGGUUUUGUUGACACCCUAAAGAGGGAUGGUAUCAGGUGUGUAGCCCUCAAGGUUCAGAAUGCUUUCCACAGCUACCAGCAGGAGGAUAUCAAAAAGGACUUUAUGAAAAAGGCCAAAUUUCUUGAGACGUCCAGCCGGGAGAGCAUUAAUGCCCACCCAGUCAUCCCCAUGAUGUCCACGGUUACCAAUGAGUAUCUAGACCGAGAUACGGCCAACAGUGCUGAGUACUGGUGGAAGAACAUCCGGCAGACGGUGCUCUUCCGCGGGGCAGUUGAUAAACUACUGAAGGAGGGCUACACCAGCUUGUUGGAGAUCAGCCCACACCCUGCCCUGUCUCCGGCAAUCAGAGACUGUUUGUCAGUAAAUCCAAACAACUCCCAGCGCUUUGUGACAGGCUCACUAAGGCGUCCGUCUGACAUUCGUGAUGUUGCCGAUGACAAAGUCAACAUUCUGCGAUCCUUGGCACGGCUUCACGUAGAAGGCUACCCGAUAAAUCUCAAUUUGUUGUUCAGAGAGGGUGACUUCAAGGUUAUGUCUCUACCCACUUAUCCAUGGCAGAGAGUCUUGUGUUCAGCAACAACAGAGAAAAGUCACAAGAUGUUCCGUUUUCCAGCCAAAAACCACCCGUUGUUAGGCAAGCCACAAACCCUAUCUCAUUUCAGCAUUGAUAACGCUCCACGGGUGUGGUGUUCAAAAUACGGCGUUGAAACGGUGCCUUGGUUGCGUGAUCACAAAUUACAAGGCAACAUCGUGAUCCCAGCCGCAGGACAGACCGAAAUCAUGUUGGCGGCUGCACGAUCAAUGUACCCUGACAGCGAAACCAUCACUCUGAGGGAUGCCAUGUUUGAAAGAUUCAUUUUCCCUUCUAACAUGAAAGGUAUGCUGGAGAGUACAGUAACAGUCCGGCCAAGGGAGGCUCAGUUUGCCCUGCGAAGUUUCAAUCAAACGGAUGAGAAGUGGACUUUGCAUGGGAAAUCCAGCAUAGAUAUUCCUGGGAAGUCACGGCUGUCGUACCACCAACUUGAAGACCAGUUCCAAUGCUUGAAGUUAGCUAUUGAUGACAUCAGACGCAGGUGCCCGUAUGAGGUUGACGAACAGGAAUUCUACGCUAAGCUCUGGAAGGGUGGUUUCCAUCUUGGAGACACAUUCCGGUGUGUAAACACAGCUUACUUCAAUGCUGAUUACAGUGAGGCUUUACUCUACGCAUCUAUCCCAGAAGCGCUGGAGAAGGAAUUUCGUCAGUAUGUUUUCCAUCCAGCCUUGCUAGACAGCAUGUUCCAAGGAAUUGGAAUAUGCCAAAUGUUCCUGGAGCAGGAGAAAGCAAGGUCUUCCCACACUGUAUUCAAGACAUGGUUUCAGGUGCCGAGGUCUGUCACAAAGGUGCGUGUGAAAGGAACAGCGCCAUCACAGGUAGCUUUCCAUGUUCGCAUGACACACGUAGAUAAGGGCGAGACGGUUGGAGAUGUUGUAGCAGCUGAUGCUACAAAUCAGUGGGUCUUUGCUCAGGUGGACCGCCUUGCCUUUGAGAAUGUCCAUUCUAACGAGCCUGACGAGAAAGUACAGCUUUGGAGGAGAGAAUGGGAACCGAUUCACGUUGAAUUCUCGGAAACCGCCAUCCAUCAGGUACCUUUGAAGAGGAUACUCUCUCGGCCUCUCAGUGCAAUUGGCUCAGAGAAUCCUGGUGCUAUCAUAAUCAUCAAAGACAAACAAGGGGUUUCUGGGGAGUUAAAGAGACGCAUGGAGGUUGAGAGCGUUGUCAGUGUCUUAGACCCGAGGAUUCUUGUUGAUGGUGAUGAGCGCUUCAGACGGGUGUUGCGGUCCUUGGGUCAAGUGACAGAUCUUAUCAUGUUGUCAACCCUUGACAUCAAGCAGCUUGGGACACUGACCAGCAUCACCAAAGAAACUUUUGAAGAAGCCCAGACAAUGACAGCUACAUCACCAAUCAGUCUUUAUCGGGCUGUGGUGAAGCAUGAUGCCAAAAUAAGACCGAGGCUGUGGAUGAUCACACGGGCAGCACAUGCUGUGAAAGACACCGAUGUAGCAGAUCCCAUGAUGGCUUCUGCCAGUGCAAUCAAUCUCACUCUCAUGCACGAGGACCCAGAGUUUCCUCUGGUCACAGUAGAUCUGCCAUCCUUGCUUGAUCCAGAGGAGUCUGCUGAGUGGUUGUACCAAUACAUGCGCUCGGCACCAACAGAUGAGAAUUUUGUUUCCCUGCGACGUAAAAUGCCCAUGCAGAAUGUUGACCUAGCCAAGGAGUUGGCCUUUGAAGCUUUUGCUCUUCGCAUAGUUAUGCAGCCCCAAUCAAGCUUUUCAGCUCCCACUCUCUCCUCGAACUGGCAGGUUGAUGUAGAUGACACACUGAAGCAGAAAAGACUAGUUGUGAAGCAGAACCAGGAGGCACCUAAAGCAAAAUGUUCUGAAGAUAUUGCAGUCAAGCUCUCAGCUUUCUCGGUCCAAAUUAUGAAAGACGCCCCGGAAAAGGACAAGACGGCGGGUCUGAGCUACCUUUUUGCUGGGAAGAUCAACAAUUGCAGCGAGGAGCUUCAGGUUCUGUUCAGAAUGAGGAACAAUGUUCUGGGUCUGCGAUCAGGUGGAAAGAUAAAAGCCACAAUUCUGGCCAAUGCUAGCGAGCUUGUGCCCAUCCCAGCCAACUUGACACCCGUGGAGGCUAUUAACAUAGUUAGAGACUAUCUUCCGGCAUUUGUAGCCUUCCAUGACACACUGAAACUCAGUGAAAAUGGUUCUGUGAUCAUUUGUCUCUCUUCCCUCCGAGACAGAGUGGGGUUGGCCACCACCCAUCUGGCGUUAGAGCAAGGGGCCAAUGUAUUCCUUCACGUGGAAACGGAUGAUGACAAUAUCCUCCCGGUAGAGAAACUUCUUGGGAUCUUGGGUGAUUCUAGAGUGGUCAUUACAUCAGGAGAUAACUUCCACACACUCAUCAAUGACGGGUCCGUAGAUGUGCUCCUGUUUGCUGGAGAGAUGACGCAGGACAACAACAACUUGAAAAAGCUUGUUGGUAAGUUGCGUCCGUUUGGUACGAUCGUUCACAUCCAAGGUCGAAACAGCACCGGUGAAUCCCGUUUGAGCGUCAUGCCGCCAAACAUUUACUUUCUGUCCAUUGACAUGGGGUUGGGGCGGUUUGAUGAGAUGAAGCCAAGACUCCAAGACUCCAUGAUCCGCCUCUUGCAGAUGUUUAGUGUGCAUAAUGGUUUCCAAGCUCUGAAGUCCCUCACUGUGCCCACUGCUCCAAUUUCCAAGCUCUCUCGAUCGCCACAUGCCACCGUUGAAGAUAUGACCGUAUGCAUUGAUGAAGAAAGCAUUCCAACGACCUUAGACUUUGACGACAUCAGUUUCACAGCCAAUGGCGAUGCAGCCUACUUAGUCACAGGGGGAUCAAGAGGUUUCGGCCUAACAACAGUUGAAUGGUUGGUUAAAUCUGGGGCUCGGCACAUUUAUAUCAUCUCCAGAUCAACCCCUGAGGAGGAGGCCGUGUUGAAAUUCAAAUCUUUCCGGGAUACAGGAGCUCGUAUAACUCAUUUGAAAGUUGAUAUGUCAAAAGACUACGAGGUAGAGAAGGCUCUUUCCGCCAUUCGGGACAACGAAGAACUACCACUUGAGGGUAUUUUCCACUGCGCUGUUGUCUACAAUGACUGCCUUCUGCGGCAGGUCACAACGGAAGCAUGGAAUAAGGUGAUGAUCCCAAAGGCAUAUGGAGCUUUAGUUCUACACCAACUGACACUGAAGAUGGGCUUCUCGGUGCGUUACUUUGUCAUGAUGUCAUCCAUUGUUGAGUUGAUGGGUAACGAGGGACAAGGAGCAUACUGUGCUGCCAAUAGCUUCCUUGCAAGCAUCUGCAGUAUGAGACGAAAGCUUGGUUUGCCGGCGACUGUUAUAUGUCCAGGGAUCAUCAAUACCGCAGGUCACGCUGCCAGGGCCGGAUUCGUCCAUCACUGGGAGAAAAUGGGCAUGCAGAGCUUGCCUCCACCGGAGAUACUGAAGGGUCUUGGGUGUAUCCUUGCUACGGACUAUCCGCAGCUCGGUCUCACAGGGGCCGUUAACAAAAAAGAGUAUGCAAAGGCCAACAGUCCCAUGUUGUCGCAUCACUUCAGUGAGCCCGGUGGUACUUUCUCAGCUCUAAAGUCUCUAUUUCCAAACCGAGACUGUUUCCUGGCCACAGACAAUGACAUCAAGAUGAGGAUAAGAUUGCUUUCCCGAGCAGAAGCUCAUGAUUUGAUUUUCAAGACUCUGUCAAAUCAUCUUGUGCAGCGACUUGGCCUCAGUGCAGACGUCAGUCAAGAUGCAACACUUCUGUCUAUAGGUUUGGACUCCCAUAUGUCAACAGAACUCAGUGCUGUUAUCCAGGAAAGCUUUGGGGUGACCAUGACUGCCAUGGAACUGCUGAACGAUACUCUGACAGUGAGAAACCUGACUCAGAACGUAUAUGCAAAAGUGAUGAGCUGCGCGUCGGAAGCACAGCAAGAGGCUGCAGCAAGCAAGGUGGCAGCUGAGAGCUCCUCCCAGCAGCUGUGGUUUAGGAUUGACAACAGGGUACAGUUUCCAACACACCAACUCAUCUGUUUCCCCUCCGUUGGCGGUGGGCCAUCCAUGUUUGCAGCGUGGCAACAGCACUUCCUGCAGAACAACAUGCAGCUGAUUUCACUGCAGAUUCCAGGAUGGGAAGGCCGUGAGAACGAGAAGCCAUCUGAUAAUAUGUCUGAUAUAGUCAGUCGGCUUGCUGAUGCUCUGUUUCCACAUCUGCAGCGGGGUCAGUUCUCAUUCUUCGGGCACAGUUUGGGUGGGCUCACUGCCUUUGAGCUGGCGCACUACCUGUGGAAGAAUCAUGAUCUUCUUCCGACCCAUAUCUUCAUCAGUGCUUGGUAUGCUCCAACCCAAUCCUACCCACAUCCCGAGGAGCUCAACAUUUCCAGCUCGACAUUCCGCAAGAUGCAGCGAAUCAUCUCUGCUAGGGGUGACCCAAUGAAGAUCUCUGAGCCCUUCCCAGUGAGAUUCAGCUUCUUAGACCAGUCCACCCUCAGCAACCCCCGCCUGAUGCAGCGUCUUGUAGGAAGCAUCGAGGCGGCCAUCAUGACCUGCAAGAAGUACAGGUGCCGGCACAGGGAUCGACUGCCAUGCAGCAUGACCGCCUUUGGCGGCAAGAACGAUCCUUUUGUCAGUCCAAAUCUCCUGGAUGAUUGGAGCAAGCAGGUAACCAACGAAGCCAACUUCAAGAAGGUUAUCCUGCCUGGGAAGCACAUGUACAUACAGUCUGCUGGUAAGAGUCUUCUCAAGGAGAUCAGUAGCACUCUGAACCAGCCACAGCAGCAGGACCCACCAGAGAAAGAGAAGCCACUGAAGGUAACAUUGAGUGCAGUUGAAUCUUCAGAUGCAGGGCCAUCUACAAGUCACUCUCUCCAAACUGCCUCUUCAUAUCACGCUGGUAAACCAGUGCCAAAACCAAGGUCCAGUUUCAGCCAGUAGGGAAACAACAGGACGUUUAACUGUACAUGCAUGUUGAUGAGAAAAUCAACCCAUUGCAUAUAAAUUGCUCAUCCAAGAUUUGAAUGUGUAGAUGUGGAACAUGAACGUAUUAAAUACGUAAACGAUUUGCAUUGACAUUUGAUAACCUGUUAUGGUUUAUUCUUGAAAAUAAUGAUCUUCUAUGAAACAAAUCCCUGUUAAUGUACCCUUAAGAAAACAUUUUGUUCGUUAUAAGUGAGGAGAUACCGGACACUAAUGUCUCAACUCCUUAGAGGCAAAAGUUGACAGACACAAAUAGGCUAGAUUAACUGCUCGUGGCCCAAAACAUAAAUAGGUCACAAUUUGUGGGGGUAGGAUAAGGAAAAUUUAGGGUUUGGGGUCAUUGAAGUUGGAAACAUUUUGUGCACAACCCUAUGGGAAUGUCUUCCCAGGGUACCAUUUCUUGUAAUAAUCAAACUUGUUAGUAUCAAUGGAUAUUACUUGAAUUUUCCUAAGAUUGGAAACGUCAUCACAACACGCAUCGACAAACUCAUGGAAAUUAAUUUGGGCAUUUACAAACCCUACAGAAAGCAGGUAAAAAAAGUAAAAUUUUCAGCAACCUGAAACAAAGGUCAAUUUAUCCUCUUUAUGCUUUUAUUUUGAGUUAAUUAAUAAUUAGUGGAUACUGAUGGUGAUUUAAUUAUCACUAGCAUUUGUUAAAACAUACAGGCUUUUGUUUAUUUAGUUUUUCAUGUAUAUAUUUUUUUCUUCUAAAAUUUAAACCAUUUUAUUAUGUAAAAAGAAAAAUGAAAAGGCAGCUCUAAUUGUUAACCAGUGCAAGAGCAAAUGGCCGAGUAUGUGCAAUAGUAAAAUAUAUACACCAAUUGACUAAUCGUUGAAGGUGUAUAGUGUAGGAUUAAUUAAGGUCGAUGCGACCGGUCGCUAAAAUUAAGUGGAUAUUCAUGCAUGCAAUAACUUACCGACGGUGAGAGGCAGCAACAGUCUGUAGUAUUUUAACCCGUGUUUGAGAAUACAUGUAUGCGUAUUGUUUGGUUUAGAGAGUUGUUUGUUUUCAGACAUUUUCAGACAUUCAUAUUAAGUAAUAUUUUUGUUGCUUGAUUUAAUUUAUAAUGAGUAAUGGCAUUUUGCACCCAGUAUUUUAGAUCUAGUUAGAAAUGUUGAGAAACUGUUUUUUCUUUUGGUUUUAAUAUAGAUUGUCUUGAAAACCAGAUUUGUUUAAUCUAUAUCAAACACAAACGAAAAAAAAAAAAUUCCUAAAUAAAUUUAUAAUAGGCAAUGCCAUGUUUGUACGUCGUAUUUUAGAUCUAAAUAUAAAGAUAAAUCUAUUAAAAUAUAUUUUAAAAAAUGUUAUGUUCUUUUGUUUUUAAUAUAGACAAAAAAAUCCCAGAUGCAAGAUAAUCGUAGAUUUAAUAUAAUCAAAAGAAAAAGCAACACACCAUGAUACCCAUUUCCUGAACAUUUUAUUUCUUGACUUGAACCGAGUGUAACACUUCCAUUAUAUUUUUGGUUGGUUUUUAAUACAAGUCUGAACUGAUGAAUAAUUUGAAAUUUGUGAUAAAACAUACCCUGAUGUUUUAAUCCUUAUUUGAAAAAAAAAUUGAAAGCGAGAUUGGAACGCACAAAUAGUCUGGCACCAUCCCAUUCAACAGUUUAAAAAAAAUUCAUAAAUACCUAAGACAGUUUACGCAUUCCUAUUGGUCGAGAG